ACUCCCUAAAACAACAUGAUCGCUACAUGAAAGUCUAAUUCAAUCACAAAAAAGAUCGAUUUUGACUGCGCAGAGGAAUGUGCUAUUUCAAUUAUCCCAUCGUGUUCCAGAACACACGCUGUUGGGAACAAAAACAGCAAAUCCUUUCAUCUGGAUUCCAUCCAUUUAUCCUAAUUAUUUAGGGCAAAAGGUUAUAUUGCUCUCAUGAAAGUCUCCAAGGAAAAAUAUCGAUAGAUAAUCUAGCGGAAAGACCUUGAAUAACAUUCGUUUAUCAUAAGCGAAAAUUUGAAGUGAUUUUUUGGUCAGAAUUUCUAAUUCAAUAAAUGACGCGUUUCCUGUUAAUUGCAUGCGCAAAUUAUUCUUCUAUGCGUCUUACUCACGCCUAAGUUGUAAUUAUUGAUAAGUGAUGGUGUUGAUUCAUUAGUGCAUGUGAUCGCAAAAUAUCAUAUAACGGUACAUAUGUCAAAUGACAGCGGAUUGCUUUAUCAAGAAUUCUUACAAUCAUGAAGUCUUUUGUGGUUGCGUUGGUGAUCUUUAUCGCGCCAUACUAUGGUUUGACACAAUUGUUUCAGACUGUGCAAACAAAAAACCAAAAACUCAAUGCGACAAUUGGGUGAAACUAAGAUUUUGCACACAUAAAUAUGCAACGUGGAUGAAAACGAACUGUGCACAGUCGUGUGGAUAUUGUCUUUGCAAGGAUAACAGUAAUAAUUGCGCAUACUGGGGAGGAAAUGGCGAAUGCACUAAGAAUCCAAAUUAUAUGCUACUUCAUUGUCAAAAGUCAUGCGCUGUUUGUCGACCGAAACUGGUGAUAAAAACGUCAGCUGCCCCUAUGUAUGCAGGAUCCGGUGCUGGUUCAAUCGCUGGUUCUGGCAGUCAACCCACAACCCAAGCGGUGGUGAAGAAGCCCACCGCAUCAGAUGACGACAACAUCAAAUGCGGCACCCGGGCAACAUUAGGUAGGAUUGUUGGCGGAAAAAAAGCCCCAACAAAAGGCUGGCCUUGGCAAGUCGGCAUAAAAUCUUGUCCCACCUGCAGGUACUUUUGUGGUGGCACAAUAGUCGCAAAACGAUGGGUGAUUACCGCUGCACAUUGCCUUGUAAACUACCGGGCAAGUGAUCUACACAUUGAUGCAGGGGUGACCAAUCAGAAAAAUACUACAGAGCAUAAACAGUCAUUUAAUUGCACGGCGAUUCACGCUCAUCAAAAGUACGCGAUCAAGGCACCCUACGAUGAUGACAUUGCUAUCUUACAGCUGAAUAAAGACGUCUUUUAUAAUGAUCACAUUAGACCGUUGUGUUUGAACGAGAAUGAGUUAAAAACGGGGGAAAGAUGCUCGGUAACCGGUUAUGGCAGAGUUGCCGAAGGAGCAGCCAGCUCGGUCCAUCUAUUGCAAGCAGAUGUACCAAUUGUAGCCCACAAUGUUUGCGUGCAGGCAUGCAUGAGACGGAUUCCUCCUCGACCUGUAACAAAAAACAUGAUUUGCGCAGGUUAUGAUAAAGGUGGGAUUGAUGCCUGCGCCGGAGACAGCGGUGGACCGCUGACAUGUUGGGAUCGAAGCAAACAGCGAUAUGUUCUUGGAGGAAUCGUCUCCUGGGGUAUUGGUUGUGGACGUCCUAAUACGUAUGGUGUUUACACUGAGAUGGAGCAUUUGAGUGCUUGGAUAACAAACAUCACUGGGAAGAUUGUAUGAUAGUAAAACUUUAAACUUAGCAAGAAAAAAUGGUAAUAUUUUGUAGUUGAGGGUUGAAUCUUGUUAAUAAUGUAUUAUUCUCUUGCUGUUUAUUAAUUAAACCAAAUGUGAAUAAUUUAGACUGUAAAGAUUUGGUGGAGGUGUUUUACCUGGUUUUUAGGAAGCACAGUUUCUUAGUUUCGAGAUUGGAAUAUUUCACGCAUCUCAUCUGCCAAAACUAAUUCUCUAAGUUCUCACGUAGCGACAUUCAUUGAACAUUUGAACUGUGUCCUUCUUAACGACAUUAAUUAUGCAAAUAUACUUCCUGUAUUUCAACUUGAGCCUGGUGUGGGCGCAUGCUACACCUUGUUGGUCGAUGUUGCAACGUUUCCGAAGGGAACAUUUUCAUUCAAAAGAAGCAGUUCGCUGCUCUCAUUUAUAAUAAACACAUCGUUCAAGUUUAUCAAUUUCAGAUAGAAUCACUCGGUCUCUUUUGUUUCUGAAGGUUCACGUAUUUUAUUCGUAUGUGUGUUUAUUUAUUUAACACAUACUUGAAUUAUCAUAUUAAUUUUUCGUCGCUUGACAAUUGAGUGUCGAAAGGAAAUCAGAUUUAAAAUACAGCCACUCGAUCUGGGAGGGAACUAGACGCAUCAGAGCGCACACAAAACAAAAGACGCCUUUCAUUAAUUCAUUUGUGAUCAGUAUUCAGACAGUCCUACUUCAA
Messenger RNA from Dendronephthya gigantea, 2396 nucleotides. Its product is annotated as serine protease 44-like. The coding region runs from base 467 to 1693 and encodes 408 amino acids. The record is from RefSeq and is a predicted model, not a curated record. The transcript is spliced from 4 exons. Lineage: Eukaryota; Metazoa; Cnidaria; Anthozoa; Malacalcyonacea; Nephtheidae. Gene Ontology annotation, molecular function: serine-type endopeptidase activity. Gene Ontology annotation, biological process: proteolysis.